AUGGCCAUGCAAAUGGCUCAACAUGCCAAUGCCUCAAAAGUCCUCGAUAAACUGGAAGAACAAAAGCAAAGAUCCGAUGGACGCAGAUGGUGGUCACAAAAUGAUCGUGAUCAUGCCAAUGAUGUUGAAAUCACUUCCUAUGUCCUUAUGCAAGAGAUUUUCACAUGGCUGACGGAACAACGCAAUGAACGUGGUGGCUUUAAGUCAACACAUGAUACCAUUGUGGGUCUGCAGGCAUUGAUGGCCUAUUCGGAGAAAUAUAAUACUUUGGAAACGAAAAAUUUGCGUGUAAAAUAUUCCGCGAAAGAUUUCCGCACACAAAAUGUAAAAUCCGGAGAACUGCAGGUGGAUGAAAAUAAUUUAUUAAUUUUACAAACUGAAGAGUUCCCCAAAUCAACUCGUGGCAUAGACAUUGAAGUCAUCGGUUCGGGCAAUGCUUUCGUCCAGUUGUACUAUCACUAUAACACCAUUUUGGAGGAUAAAUUCGUACAUUUUCGUAUAAAUCCCAAGGCGAAGUUGGUGAAUCCGGAAUUGUUGAGAUUGGAAAUAUGUUUUAGCUAUCGUGCCGAUAAAAAUUCUACUGCAACACAGCUAAUACUUAUGGAGAUCAAUCUACCCUACGGCUUCACAACCAAUGAAGAUUACGCCAACGAAUUGCUGAAAAAGGAACUGGUCAAUCGAUUUGAAUUGAAAAAUUCAGACACCACUUUGAUUGUGUAUUCUGAAAAGCUAUCAGCAAAUAUUGAUAAUUGUUUCAUAAGCUCGACGAUGUCGUAA
Messenger RNA from Musca vetustissima, 777 nucleotides. RefSeq names its product thioester-containing protein 1 allele R1-like. Gene Ontology annotation, cellular component: extracellular region. Lineage: Eukaryota; Metazoa; Arthropoda; Insecta; Diptera; Muscidae. The transcript is spliced from 3 exons. Bases 1 to 777 code for a protein of 258 amino acids. The record is from RefSeq and is a predicted model, not a curated record.